CUACAAACCGCGCACGACGCGUAGCCAAGUGUACUAGUGCGUAGCCCGUUACGAGAGUUGAAGAAAUGAAUCUGACAAUGCAACUGGCGGUGAUCGUGGCUGUGUGCCUCUGCUUGGCGGAGGGCGCGCCCGACGUGCGGCUCACGAGGACCAAGCAACAGCGACCCACGCGCGGCUUUAAGAACGUCGAGAUGAUGACUGCCAGGGGCUUCGGAAAGCGCGACAGGCCCCACCCCCGUGCCGAACGCGACGUAGAUCAUCAGGCACCAUCCGCGCGACCUAAUCGCGGCACGCCUACAUUUAAGAGCCCCACUGUUGGAAUCGCAAGGGAUUUCGGUAAAAGGGCAUCGCAGUAUGGCAACGAAGUUACAACGUCCCCUCGGCCAUGGUUUAACCCUAAGAGCAAGUUGUUGGUUAGCACCCGUUUUGGCAAAAGAAGCGGCAAUGAAGAGAACUACGACGAAGAAGAAGAGAUCAGGGUGACACGCGGCACAUUCAAGCCCAACUCAAACAUUCUUAUCGCCCGGGGGUAUGGGAAACGUACCCAAUUGCCACAAAUCGAUGGAGUGUAUGGAUUGGACAACUUCUGGGAAAUGCUUGAGACCUCGCCGGAGAGGGAAGUUCAGGAAGUCGACGAGAAAACACUGGAAAGUAUCCCUUUGGACUGGUUUGUGAAUGAAAUGCUCAACAAUCCGGAUUUCGCGCGGUCCGUAGUCCGCAAAUUCAUCGAUCUUAAUCAGGAUGGCAUGCUCUCAUCGGAGGAAUUACUGAGAAAUUUUUAAAUCUGUAUUAUUUGCGGAACACUUACGGUUAUGUUAAAUUCAUUUAUUGUACGAAUACUCUAUUUAUUAUUGAGUUACGUUGUGUAACGUUACUGUGAUACGAGAUCUUCAUUGAAAAAAAAAUAAAAAAAUGUUCUCGAAUUUCGUUCAUUUAUGUUUCAAAUUGUUAUUGUAAAUAAUUUGUCAAUGGCGUAAGAUCUUUUCUGUCCAUAGGAUAUUUCUAUAUGUCUAUUAUAUAGUCGUGGUUUAAAUCUGAAAGUUCGCUGUCUAUUUAUCCAAAUAAUAAGAGGCACAAGACUAAAUUAACUAAAUUAAAUAUAACUUUUGACUCUGAAAAUCUUCGUAGCAUUUCGAAGGGGAAAGGCUAUGUUUUUAGGCUGGGAUCACAUUAUAAUUUAUAUAAGUCAAUUUUCUAGUCAACUAGUAGAAUCUGUCCUUUACUCUACAUACAUACAUAACCUAUAAAAUGUAGGCGAUAUUCAAAACUUUAUCUACGUUUGGAUGCCCUAUAUAAAUUAGUUUGUUGUUAAUUAGAUAACAGUCGAAGUUACGGAUGAAAUAAAGAUAUGUCGGUAUCGAA
Messenger RNA from Manduca sexta (tobacco hornworm), 1362 nucleotides. Its product is annotated as allatotropin-like. NCBI's taxonomy places the organism in Eukaryota, Metazoa, Arthropoda, Insecta, Lepidoptera, Sphingidae. The record is from RefSeq and is a predicted model, not a curated record. The transcript has 8 exons. The coding region runs from base 66 to 782 and encodes 238 amino acids.